Molecule: messenger RNA, 444 nt
Organism: Prorocentrum cordatum
Lineage: Eukaryota; Dinophyceae; Prorocentrales; Prorocentraceae
Source: the annotation of a GenBank genome assembly
AUGCCCUACGUCACGGAGGCCGUGUGGCAGAGGCUGCCGCGUGGCAGCUCCAGCCCCGCCUCGCUGAUGAUCACCCCGUGGCUGGACCUGUCCGGCGGCGCCCUUUCCGACCAGAAUGCUGAGUAUUGCUUUGACCGGAUGUGCAGCAUCGUCUCCAAGGUCCGCAACGCGCGAGCCGAGCAGGAGGUGGCUCCCAAGGAGAAGGUCGCCCUGACCAUCUGGUGCGAGGACCUGGAGCUUGCGCGGGCGCUGCAGGAAGAAAAGGCUGUGAUUGCGCAUUUGACCAAGGCCGACGUCGACCAUACAGAGGAGCGCGCGACAUCAAAGGUCGCGGCGAGGGCACGCCGGACGGCGUCGUCCGCAGCGUGGUGGCCGACGGCCUGGAGGUCGACAUGCUUCCCCCAGAGCAGGAGGUCGAUAUCGAAAAGGAGCUGCAGCGCCUGA